Nezara viridula (southern green stink bug) is the source of this 576-nucleotide messenger RNA. The record is from the annotation of a GenBank genome assembly. Lineage: Eukaryota; Metazoa; Arthropoda; Insecta; Hemiptera; Pentatomidae.
AUGCUCUUGCUGCAUCCUAUCUCAUCUUUAUUCUUGUCAGGUUCAUCCUGUGUUAGGUGCACUGUAGAACCGUACUGGGUUGUUAAACGAAUCAGUGCAGAAAGCGUACCUCAGACUUUCACUGACCGUCAGGAUUACCUGGCUGACUUCCUGCCAUUGAAGUCCUGGUCUAUCCCUCCUCGACAAUGGCAUUGCCCCAGGUCAGGACUGGAGCCCGUCGGACAUAUCGACCCGCUGGCACGCACUGGUUCACUGGGUCAAUUGCUCGCUAGCCAAUGGGCAGGGGAUACUGUUAGCUACAGAAUGCUCUUUGUCCUGUCCGUUCUGGUCGCCUUGUUCUCCCAGGACCGGGUCGAUUGUAUCCUGGAAUCGUUGAGACAACACAAUGCUCACUUGAUCUCUGAAAGGAGUGGCGGUAAAUUUAUCGAGGACGUUCAUCCACUAGUGACUCAUUCAACCUUCUGCCAAGGAGCUACCCUCCGACGUAGGCCGAAACACAAUCCUCUCCUUCACUUCCCAACAUACCAACAUCCUCUUGACCAUUUGUCAUGCGAUCCAAUCUUUGCAAGGAUUUGA